Molecule: messenger RNA, 1242 nt
Organism: Benincasa hispida (wax gourd)
Lineage: Eukaryota; Viridiplantae; Streptophyta; Magnoliopsida; Cucurbitales; Cucurbitaceae
Source: RefSeq, a predicted model, not a curated record
CAGUGCAAAAUUGGACAAAAAUAUGGAAGAUGACAACUAACAAAAAUGGUCCAACCCGAUUCAUCGACAUGUUUCUCAUGCAAACCUUCAAUCCUUAAUUCUCAAACAAGUGUCCUCUUUUUCUACGUGUCCUCUUCACUCUUCCCCUUAAAACCCACAAACCCUUUUCUCCCCACCAAAAUUCCCAAUUUAAUUUCUUCUUCUCCUUCAAUUUCCAUGGCGGAAUCUCACCAGCAACAACCCCAAAUUCCAAAUCAGCCUAGUUAUGACUCACCCACAACCCAUCCUUUCCGAGCCAUCCUUCCCCAAAAGCACCUUUCAUCUUCCCAUCUUUUGGCAUUUCUUACUCUCUUCCCCAUCGCCGCCGCCCUCCUUUUCCUUGCCGGAAUCUCCUUCAUCGGAACCGUCGUCACCUUGGCUAUCACUUCUCCUCUGUUUCUCAUUUUCAGCCCUGUUUUGGUCCCUGCUGCCGUCGUCAUCGCCUUCGCCGUCGCGGGGUUUCUGACGUCGGGGGCUUUUGGGGUUACGGCCUUAUCGUCGCUCUCAUGGAUGGCUAACUACUUGCGUAGAUCGCGAGUUCCUCUUAACCUGGAUCAGGCUAAGCAAUGGGUUCGUGAAACAGCAGCCCAAGCGGCCCAAAGGACUAAAGAGGCCGGCCAGGCUAUUCAGAGCAAGGCCCAAGAUGGUGGGAAGACUGAUAAAGUUGAAGUCGGCCCAGCCCAGGACGGGGGGAAGAUUGAGGAUGUGAGCCCGGCUCAGAGUGGAGAGAAGUCCGAGGAAAUUGGCCCGGCCCAGGAAGGAGGAACGGCCCAAGCGCAAGGUACUGCAAAAGAGGAUACGGCCCAAGAACCGGUUGAGGCCCAAGAAAGUGGGAAAGCCCAAGAAGGGGUUAAAGCCCAAGAAAGUGGGAAGGCCCAAGAAAGCGGGAAGGCCCAAGAAGGGGUGAAGGCCCAAGGAGGAAAGGCCCGAGGAGGAGGAAAGACAUGACGAAGGUAGCCCAAUGAACAACCGAUGGCCCAAGUCUUUCGUACUUUAUAUGUAAAUAAUUUAAUAAUUUUGGAAUUUUGAGUAUUUCAAGCAGAGAGGAUGUACGUGUCACGUGUGCGUUUAAUUUCCUCAAAUUAAGAAAAAAAUAAGAAAAAAGGAAAAAAAAGAGGGAAUGUAAGAAUAUUGUGGGAGUAUGAUUCCUUUUGCUACAUGUUGUGUUUCUCGCAGAAAUAGUAGGAGUAUUAUUUUUUCCCA